CUCCACCUCUGUUGUCCAACUUGUUCUCGCCAGCUGAUUGUCUCUCAAACAAAAAAUAACCUGCAACAGCAGAAUGUUAUGCUGUCACAGCAGAUCAUAAGAAGAACAUUCAACCGCAAAUGCGAAUAUGUUCGGGACAUUAAAGAGUAAAUUCCAAACUGUACAGGAUGGUAUAUCUGCGAGUUUGCGGGGAUUCUCAAUAUCGGAAAGUCCAAAAACUAAAAAAUCUUUGCAUGCUGGAAAAGUGAAUUAUGGAGCCGGAGCAGAUAUUCUGCAUCACUUCCAACUCCAGUGGAAUGAGUUGCAUGAACUUGCGGAGGAGAAUGCAACGAAAGCACGUGAGGUUGACAUUUUGAUCGGUGGAAUUUAUGAGAGGCUCGACAGACAAUGGAGUAGCAUUAACAUUUUGAAUGCAACACUGGCAGCGAUACCAAAAAUUAACAAUGACAUUCAGAAUCUGAUGGAUCAAAUAGGUUCGUUGGAGGAGGCGUUCGAGGAAGUUGAAGCUGCCUUGUAUAGGCUAGAGGAUUUGAAUGAGACAUUGGAACUUCAGAAUAGACAGUUGGACCAUAGGUUUCAGUUGGCUCUGUACAAGGAGAAGAAGCUGGCAGAGUUGGAUUCUGUCAGAGCUAAACUAGCUAGAGAGCAUAAAGAGAGAGUUCUACAGCAAGAAUUGAAGCAGCAGAAGACAUUGAAAGAGAGACAAGAGACCUUCGAAGAGGUCUUCAGAGGGGAAUUAGAGAAUUACAAAGUUACCGGCUCUGUACCUAAAGUAGCAUCACCUCAUAAAGGUCCAACCCUGGAAGAGAUCGUCCUGGAGGACGAUUCAACUGAUUUCGAUGAAUUUUUGGAGAGCUAGAAGCCCGAGUUACUUUAUAUUUAUAAUUGUGAUCAUUGAGCUUAUCCAUUUGAUCCGAAGACCCUUUUGUAAUAGAUUAUUUAGAAUAGAAUUUAUAUAAGGGCAGUUCUUUUUUUUCGCUAUUUUUCGCCACUAUAUUUGUAUAGAUUUAAUAACAAUAUAUUUAAUUACUGAAAUCAGA
Diachasma alloeum is the source of this 1040-nucleotide messenger RNA. It is a transcript of the gene Dysb, whose product is annotated as dysbindin protein homolog. Bases 128 to 859 code for a protein of 243 amino acids. The record is from RefSeq and is a predicted model, not a curated record. Gene Ontology annotation, biological process: negative regulation of protein kinase activity. The transcript has 5 exons. Lineage: Eukaryota; Metazoa; Arthropoda; Insecta; Hymenoptera; Braconidae. Gene Ontology annotation, cellular component: cytoplasm.